GUUAGAGCGGAGCUGUCGGGGAUAGAGGAGCAGCACAAUGGCAGGCAGGGCUCCCAGCAAGGACACCCAGGAGGAGAAACCCCGGCUCAAUCAGACAGAUUUGCCAUCAUGCCUGAAGCUGGAUGUGCUCACGAAGGAACUGUGGAGCAACAAGGAUCUCAAAAACAGCUUGUUGUUGUCCUGCUUGAAGCUGCCAAAUGUCAAAGACCCUGGGGAGGAACCCACCUGUCCAAGUUACACCUGUAUUUCUGCGCCGACGCGGCGGAACUGCAGCACCAUCAGGUCCUCCCAGACCUACCAACCGAUCCAGUGUCCUGAGGCAGGGCAGGAAAUGCAGCAGGAAAUGCAGCAGAAACUGCAGCAGGAAAUGCAGCAGGGCCACAAGUGCCGGGCCAAGAGCACCGAGGAUUUCAAAGACAUCGACUUGUGCUGCUCACCAGAGGUGCUGGAGAAAGCGACCCUGGAGAUGGAGAAACUCCUGGCCAAUGAGAAGCAGCAGUUGAUCACCACGGACCCCCAAGAGGCCAAUCUGGACCAUCAAACCCCGAAGACCCCCAGGGAUCACCGAACCUUCCCCAGGACCAGCAGGAGGUUUCAGGAGUGGCACAACUCGGGCGAUCCAGCCCCCAUGUUGGACCACCCAACUCCCAACCACAUCCCGCUCUGCCUGGGCACCAGCCCGGGCUACCAACCCCCAGGGCUGGGCCAGGAGAGCUCCCAGGGCUGGGUGAUUGCUGUGGGGACCCUGGUACCCCUGGUGUUCCUGGUGUUCCUGGUGUUCCUGGGGCUGAGGUGGUGGAAAGGCCGGAAGGGUCGGAGGGGUCGGAGGGAGAAGCGAUGCUCGAACGGGGAGGCCCUGAAGGCAGAGGAGGGGCUGGAGGAGAAGGAGGAUGAGGAUGAGAUGUGAAAUUUUGGGGAUGAUUUUUAGAAUUUUUUAUGGACGGUUUAGGUCAGUUUUUAGCAAUUUUAGGUGAGAAUUGUGAUCCCCUUUUACAUUUUAGGUCAAUUUGAGAGGAUUUUUAGGAAAUAGCCCUUUGGAAAUAAGCACUACCCCAGCUGUGUUUUAACAGCUGGCCGUUAACAAGAGACAUCCCAUGGAAAUAAAUAAUACUGUCCCAGCUGUUUAACAGCUGGAUCAUUAACAGGAGAUCUCUCCUUUGGAAAUAAAGCAUUACUCCAGCUGUUAACAGCUGGAUCAUUAACUUGAGAUAUCCCCUUUUGAAAUGAACACUGUCCCAGCUGUUAACAGCUGGAUCAUUAACUGGAGAUCUCUCCUUUGGAAAUAAGUAUUAGCCCAGCUGUUAACAGCUGGAUCAUUAACUGGAGAUCUUUCCUUUAGAAAUGAACACUGUCCCAGCUGUUAAACAGCUGGAUCAUUAACUGGAGAUCUCUCCUUUAGAAAUUAAGAACACUGUCCCAGAUGUUUAACAGCUGGAUCAUUAACAGGAGAGAUCCCCUUUGGAAAUAAGCUCUGAGCCAGCUGUUAACAGCUGGCCAUUAACUUGAGAUACCUCCUUUAGAAAUGAAGAACACUGCUCCAGCUGUUAACAGCUGGAUCAUUAACAGGAGAGAUCCCCUUUGGAAAUAAGCUCUGAGCCAGCUGUUAACAGCUGGAUCAUUAACAGGAGAUAUCCCUUUUGGAAAUAAACACUACCCCAGAUGUUAACAGCUGGAUCAUUAACUGGAGAUCUCUCCUUUGGAAAUAAAGUAUUACUCCAGCUGUUAACAGCUGGCCAUUAACUUGAGAUAUCCCCUUUUGAAAUGAACACUGUCCCAGCUGUUAAACAGCUGGAUCAUUAACAGGAGAUCUUCCCUUUGGAAAUGAGCAUUACUCCAGCUGUUAACAUCUGGCCAUUAACUUGAGAUACCCCUUUUGUAAAUAAGCACUGCCCCAGCUGUUAACAGCUGGAUCAUUAACAGGAGAUCUCUCCUUUGGAAAUGAAGAACACUGUCCCAGAUGUUAACAGCUGGAUCAUUAACUGGAGAUAACC
Molecule: messenger RNA, 1991 nt
Organism: Catharus ustulatus (Swainson's thrush)
Lineage: Eukaryota; Metazoa; Chordata; Aves; Passeriformes; Turdidae
Exons: 7
Coding region: 38-907 (289 amino acids)
Source: RefSeq, a predicted model, not a curated record